AUGCAGCCGUCGACGUGCUACACACUUCAUGACGCCUACGAUCAGCAAGCUGCCUCCACGCCAGACGCCGUUGCGGUUGUCGGCUGGGGUCGCUGCCGGUUCCAGCUGACCUAUGGCGAGGUUUCGGCGAAGUCGAAAGCACUGGCUUCCACAUUGUCCAAGAUCCGACAUAGAGAGGAGAGUGGCGGUGCCGCCUCGGUGAACUGGACCGUAGUCGCCAUCCACCACUCACGGGAGGACCCCGACUUCCUCCCUACGCUGCUGGCCGCGAGCCGCUGUGGACAACGUUUUGUAUUGUUGAGCCGGGAUCUCACCGACGAGAAGCUCCAGCGAUCUCGGAACGAGUUCGUGCUGCACGCGCUUCGACCCUGGCUGGUCAUCGGCGGAGAUAGCAACGGCGAGGCGCACUGCGCUGUGCCUCGACUGGCUGGGCGCCCAGCUCUGUUGAGGGAGGGUUCAGGGCUGAAGACUUUCAGGAAGGCCCCCUAA
Messenger RNA from Symbiodinium sp. CCMP2592, 489 nucleotides. Lineage: Eukaryota; Dinophyceae; Suessiales; Symbiodiniaceae. The record is from the annotation of a GenBank genome assembly.